AAUGUCUUUGGUGUCUUUGGCAGACUUUAAGGCACAGGCACAAGAACACCUAUCUAAGUCAUCGUGGGACUUUAUUGAAGGAGAAGCUGAUGAGGGCAUCACGUACAAGGACAACCUUGCAGCAUUUAAAAGAAUCCGCCUCCGCCCCCGAUACCUGAGAGAUGUGUCAGAGAUAGACACCAGGACCAUAAUCCAAGGGCAGGAGAUCGAGGCCCCUAUCUGCAUCUCACCCACUGCUUUUCACUCUAUUGCCUGGCCAGAUGGAGAAAGGAGCACAGCCAGAGCUGCUCAAGAAGCCAACAUCUGCUACAUCACCAGCACUUAUGCCAGCUGCACCCUAGAGGACAUUGUUGCUGCUGCCCCCAGAGGUUUCCGAUGGUUCCAGCUCUAUGUACAGUCAGACUGGGAGCUCAACAAACAGCUGAUUCAGAGAGUAGAAGGCCUGGGUUUCAAAGCUUUGGUGAUCACUGUAGAUGCACCAGUAAUUGGCAAAAGGCGACGGAACAUAAAAAACCAACUGAAUUUAGAGGCAAACAUAAUGCUGAAGGACCUCCGGUCACCUGAAGCGAGAAAUUCCACACAUUUUUCCCCCAUGUCUUUGCCAAGUGCAUCUUUCUGCUGGAAUGAUCUCUCCUUGCUUCAGAGUAUAACUCGAUUGCCCAUUAUCCUUAAAGGGAUUUUGACAAAAGAGGAUGCAGAGUUAGCAGUGAAACACCAUGUCCAAGGCAUCUUUGUUUCCAACCACGGUGGGAGGCAGAUUGACGAGGUUCCUGCUUCAAUUGAUGCUCUGAUGGAAGUGGUGGCCGCUGUCAAAGGGAAAGUUGAAGUUUACAUGGAUGGUGGGGUUCGAACUGGCAAUGAUGUGUUGAAGGCACUGGCCCUUGGGGCUAAGUGCAUUUUCCUUGGAAGACCAAUCCUUUGGGGCCUUGCCUGCAAGGGUGAGGAUGGUGUUAAGGAAGUUUUAAGUAUUUUAAAAGGAGAGUUCCAAACUUCUAUGGCCCUUUCAGGCUGCCGGUCAAUUGCUGAGAUCAGUCCUGACCUGAUUCAGUUUUCCAGAUUAUAAAGAAAUACUGAGAUCUCCUACAAGGGGAAGACAAGACCUCAAUGUAGUGUGUAGUGCUGUUCUUUGCAGCCCCCAUCCUAUCGAGUAGUUUGAACCUUGUACCCUCAAAAUUAGAGAUGGGUGUAGAAAAGAUAACUACCACCAUUGUGCAUUUGGAUAAAGGAAUAACAUCUAAUAUUCUACUGGAUAACUAUAGUUGACAACAAUUAAUUGACUAUGUCAAAUAUUCAUGUUCCAACACAAAAGGAAAUAGUUAUGUCUGAUGUGACACACCAGUUACCCUCAUCUGAUUAUUAUAUACACUAUACAGUAUCAAAAUGCUAUACUAUACCAUACAUGUGUGCAAUUAAAAUAACAAUAUAUGCUCACAAAGAAAAGAGACAGGAUUACCCUGAUGUCAUUUUACUCAUUCUGUCCUGCAAGGCAUAGUGGGAAUUUUUAAACAUUAAUCCAUACAGUCAAAGUCUGAAACAUAAAACAGCAGAGAUCAAAUGAAUGUUUGAAUUAUUCAAGGUUCUGACACAGGAUAUUACAGAAAUGUUAUGAUCUAUUGCCUAAUGUCUGUCCUAGAUAGUAACUGACCUCCAAAGAAAUAGCAAAAGGAAGAUUCUGACACUCAUUUUCAAGAUUCUAUAAAAUUAAAAUCAACUAUUCCAAUCUUUCACCAACAUGUGAGAAAGAAGAUA
This is a messenger RNA of Mesocricetus auratus (golden hamster), 1749 nucleotides long. RefSeq names its product hydroxyacid oxidase 2 (gene Hao2). Lineage: Eukaryota; Metazoa; Chordata; Mammalia; Rodentia; Cricetidae. The record is from RefSeq and is a predicted model, not a curated record. The coding region runs from base 2 to 1063 and encodes 353 amino acids. The transcript has 7 exons. Gene Ontology annotation, molecular function: oxidoreductase activity; FMN binding.